UUCUUUUCUCCUUCCGUCCCCGGAAUAAUAGACGGCUUCUUCCUUCUUUUGUAUUAACCUCGAAUCCUCCCAACACACUCCCAUACGACUUUCUAUUCUCUUAGGUCGCACCCCGUUCCAGGUAAUAUGUCACCCAAGACUUUCAUUGUCACCGGUGCCUCGAGAGGUAUUGGUCUCGCAAUCUCGAAGUUUCUGCUCACCGCACCUCAAUCCCACAACGUGGUCGUCAUCGCCCGCAGCGUCGAGCCCCUCCAGAAGCUGAAAGACCAGUAUACCAAGCAAGUUGAGGUCCUGAAUGGCGAUCUCGCGGAUUUAUCUCUCGCUCCGAAGGCUGUCGAUCUAGCCUUGAAGUCGUUCGGGCGUCUAGAUGGAUUGGUUUUGAAUCACGGCGUGCUAGGCCAGGUGGGGAAGAUUGCCGAGGCUGAUCCGGAGCAAUGGAAGCAGGGAUUUGAUAUCAACUUCUUCAGCUUGGUGGCUUUUGUUAAAGCUGGACUUCCUGCGCUUCGGGAAUCCAAGGGAAGGAUCGUCUUCACUUCAUCUGCGGCUGCUGUCUCGGCAUUUAAGGGAUGGGGUCUGUAUGGCGCGAGCAAGGCGGCCAUGAACCAUCUGGCUCUGAGUCUUUCAGAGGAAGAGCCUGACGUGACAUCCGUGUCGGUUCAGCCGGGAUUGGUCGACACCGAAUUGCAGCGCGAGAUCCGCGAAGAUCACGCGACCACCCUGGACCCUCAAUUCCAUGCCAUAUUCACCACGGUCCACAAGGAUGGUGGAUUGCUAAAGCCCGAACAGCCGGGUCAUGUUCUGGCCAGAUUGGUGAUUGAUGCUCCGAACUCAUUGUCUGGCAAGUUCUUCGCAUGGGACGACCAAGCUCUGGCGGCUUUUCAAUAGACUACCAGAAGACACCUGUACAUGACAGUCAGUAUAUACCGCCAUGGAAGAUUGUCAUGCGUUGUAGGCAGCUUCAUUGUGUAAUAAUGAACCAAAAGAUGAAAACCAAUCCACUUUACAAGCAUUAGGUGCAGUACGGCAGGAUUAUACGUAGCGUGGACU
Molecule: messenger RNA, 1047 nt
Organism: Aspergillus caelatus
Lineage: Eukaryota; Fungi; Ascomycota; Eurotiomycetes; Eurotiales; Aspergillaceae
Product: SDR family oxidoreductase
Exons: 4
Coding region: 127-885 (252 amino acids)
Cellular component (GO): intracellular anatomical structure
Molecular function (GO): oxidoreductase activity, acting on NAD(P)H, oxygen as acceptor
Source: RefSeq, a predicted model, not a curated record